AUGAAAAAUAAAUUGUUUAACUUUUUCAAAAGUAAUCAGAAUGCUCGAACUUAUACAGAGAGUGAUUUGAGCUCAGAAAAAUAUUUGUCAACUAAAAAGUGGGAAUGGAGCUACUUACGGAAAGAAUGUCAAAAUUUAGGACUAGACAUUUUCUACAGAACGUACAUCCAUCGAAUGCAGAGAAGCUAUUUGACGCUAAUGUUUUCCAUUCAAAUAUUCGUCGCUAUUACACACAUCGUGAUUUUAUUAGUUGAUGAUGAUUCUUUUAAAUCUUCUGUGAUUCCAGAUGUGCUGAUAUAUGCAUUCAGUCUUCCACUCUUCAUAAUUUUAUUGCUACCAACAUUUGAUAAUGACAUUUCAAAUAAGUGGAAACCAUUUGUGUGUUCAUUCCUUGCUAUAAUGUCACAAACAAUGUCAGAUCUUUCGAUUCCAAUUUACCAUGCAAUACAAGAUACUCAUGAUUUUAUAAAGCCACUAAGGCCAAUGUACGCAAGUCACAAUCUCCUAAUAAUUUAUAUAUUUCUACCAAUAACUGAUAAUGUGAUUGUAUGCAUUAUGGGUCUUAUGACAACAUUGUUUUACUUAAUCGUAAUGACAUUCGUGUCCUAUGCACAUGAAGAGUAUAUGGUCGUCAAAAUUCUCUCCGAAUUCUUCUUUUUCAUGUGCAUCAACCUCAUGGGAUUAUUUUUUCGUCUAACAAACGAGAUAGACAUCCGAAGGACGUUUAUCGACCGACGAGAAUGUGUACAAAAAAAUUUAUCAUUAAAAUUUGAACGAAACCAAGAGAAAGCACUUCUAUUGAGCAUUUUACCAGAGCAUAUUGCCGAAAAAAUGGAAAAAGAUAUUAAAAACAUGAUCGAGAAACUGAAGCAACGAAAGCGCGACCGAUCAUUGUCAAACAUCGUUGAACCAAGAAACCUGGGUGUCUCAACGUUAUUUCCGCUUUCUAAAAGACAAUGGAGUGCAACAAAUAAACUCUACGCAGAAAGACACAGUGACGUCUCAAUACUUUAUGCUGAUGUCGUUAAUUUUACACAAAUGACCACGCAAUUGCCUGUAAGAUUGCUUGUCGAAACGUUACACGAAUUGUUUGUAAAGUUUGAUGAGGCAUCUGCUGAACAUAAUGUACUACGAAUAAAAUUUCUUGGCGAUUGUUAUUAUUGUGUGUCUGGUGUGCCAAUAAAAAAUAAGCGUCAUGCGAAAAAUUGUGUUGAGUUGGGCUUACAAAUGAUAAAAGACAUUCGUGAGUUACGUAUGGAACGACAUUUAGACAUUGAUAUGAGAAUUGGGAUACAUUCAGGCAGCAUCAUUGGUGGUGUUAUGGGAUCAAAUAAAUGGCAAUAUGAUAUAUGGAGUAAGGAUGUCGUAAUCGCUAAUAAAAUUGAAUCAACUGGAGUCAGUGGGAAGAUACACAUCACACAUAAGACAUUAGCACUUUUACAUGGUGAAUAUGCUGUGGAGCCAGGCACAGAUGCUGCUCAAAAUGACCCCCUGCUGCUCCAAAACAAUAUCAAAACAUUCCUGAUUUCCCCAUUCUUUGAUCAAUUUGACGAGAUAUCAAGAAAUGGAUUAACAAGAACAACUUCAGUGUCACAGUUAUCGCACUUUGAACAAAGCGUAAUAAAGAAGAAUUUCAUGCAAAACUCAAUGGAGCAGUUCCGUGAUAUUAUGAGGCAGACGAAUAUUGAGCUAGAGAGAGAAUUGGAGAGGAUGCCGAUUGGGAAGUUUCAAAUCUUAAAAUUCUUCAACCUCCGGAAAAUUGAACCAGAAAUACCAGCAACAACAUUUUAUGGAAGAGACUCGUUCUCAGAACCUGAAGAUUUUGGCUAUCAAGGCCAAAAAAUGAAUCAAAUUUCAAAAUUUUUCCUGAGAUUUCGAAGGAAUCGAAAUUGGGAGCUACCAUUUUUAAAUGAACCUGACUACCUCCUUAAGUAUAGCAUGAUGAUGAGUUUUAUUGUCUUGUCGAUAAUUUUGACAAUUCAAGUUAUUAAUCGAUCAAUGAGCGCAAUGUUCUUUGUGUACACAAGCAUCUCAGCCAUAUUGAUGUUUGCACUUGUCGUCAUAAUUUGGUAUAAGAAAAUUUGGGACAUAUUUUCUCCAGUUCUAGAUGCUGAUCCAACAAUGAUUAGACCUCCAGACUCUAGUUUUAAUAGGAAAAUAUACGGCUUUUCAUACAAUAUAAUGUCCAGUGCCAUUUGGAGGACAAUAAUCUACUUAUUUGUCGUAUCGAUUCUGUUUGUUGUUUCUCUGUUACACUUGAUUGAGGGCUGCAGUGAUUACAUUAAAGAAGCAGAAACUCAGGAACGCUCCAAUGUCUCAUAUCAUGAUGAUUCUAUAUUUACUGAUGACUAUCCAUUGUGUUUAAAUUCUUGGUCUGUGACGCAUUGCAUUGUGCUGACAAUCUCCAUAAGUUUCUUAUUUCUACGGAUUCAUUUUAUUCUUAAACUUUUAGUAGCGUUGAUAAUUGAUGGAACUUAUUACUAUGUGAUCUUUUAUCGCUAUGGAAGCAUUUAUGAGGUCGGAGCAACAGUUAAUACUAACUUAGAUCCACGGAUUGCACAUUAUUUUAAGGUGAUAGUUGCAACAGUAAUUUUCCACUUGAUUGAUCGUCACUCGGAGUACAUUCAACGUGUUGGCUUCAUAUGGAAGCAGCAGCUACUUGAGAAGAAAGAAAUGGCUGUGCUUACAAAAGAGACGAAUAAGAUUCUCGUAUAUAAUUUAUUGCCAGUUCAUGUCGCUGAAUUGUAUCUUUCGCAGCAAUAUCGUAAUGAUUUGUAUAGUGAGGAGUAUGAAAAUGUUGCGGUCAUGUUUGCAACAAUUAUGAAUCUUAAUCCAUCAGCAGACACAAUGGAGAGUGAGCAUAGCAUAUUAAAGAACUUCAACGAGAUCAUAUGUGCGUUUGACGAGAAGUUGAUGACAUUUGGAGCUUAUCAAAAGGUUGAAAAGAUCAAAGUUGCAGGAUGGUCAUAUAUGGCAGCAUGUGGGCUCGAUCCUGGUCGUGGUGACUCAACAAACUCAUAUAAAGGCUUGGCAGAUGGCCGACGGAGUUUAAAUAUGAAUUUAAUAUCGCGAACGCCAGAGGUUCGUAAACAGAAAAUUAGUCUGCGGCAGUCCAAUAAUGUUGUCUUGAUUCUUGUGGAGUUUGCACUUGAACUCAUGCGUGUUCUGAAGCAAAUUUGCGAUGAGAAUGAUAAUUUUAAGAAUCGAUGUUCACUUCAACUUCGUGUUGGUAUAAGUCAUGGAAAAGUGAUGGCAGGUGUAAUUGGCGCUAGUAAACCACUUUAUGAUAUUUGGGGAAAUUCAGUCAAUAUGGCUUCGAGGAUGGACAGCACGGGAAUUCCAGGUUCCAUCCAGGUGACGGAAGAUACAGCAAGUAUUUUAAUGAGAUUCGGAGUUGAUUGUAAAUCACGUGGAGAUGUUUACGUUAAGGGAAAAGGCAUGUUGCCUACGUAUUUAGUAUCAAUAAGUGAGGAAUUGGAAUUCGUAAAAGAUGAUUUUAGCACAAAACAAAUUUCAUUUGAAACAAAGCUUUAA
This is a messenger RNA of Chironomus riparius, 3534 nucleotides long. The record is from the annotation of a GenBank genome assembly. Lineage: Eukaryota; Metazoa; Arthropoda; Insecta; Diptera; Chironomidae.